ACUGAACUCUGAGCUCUCAGGACUUUUCUCCUUUUGGGAUUCAAUUUUCUGGAAUAUUCAUUCAGAGACUCAGACCUGCUGGAGUCCUGAACGGGAGAUUUCCAAGUGUGUGAGUAAUAUGAGGAAUAUGCCUUUGAAUGGGCUAGAUCCUGGAAUCAGACUGCAGGGCUUCCAUCAUGCUUAGACUGGGAAGCAGCAUGCUAACAGAUCGGUGAACUGUUGCGGCUUGUCAAACCCCCACCCUCGUAGCCACCUGCACCACCAACCCAGCUUCGAGGGUGACUCUAGACACUUCCACUCUGCCUGACAAUCUAGGCCAACACCAUGGAUUUCCUACUAAGAAGUCGAGACAGGAUGGCUUUCUCCAGCUCUGAGCCUCUUUUGGGCCCUCAAAGCAGCUGCACCAGGCACCACUACCAUGGCAUCAAAAGAAAGCUGCGGCCCGGACGGAUUAUGGGCUUCAUCAUCAGCAUGGUGGCUGUCUGCACAUUCUGUUCAUGGAGUGCCUUGUCACUGGUCACAGCAAUGGCCAAGGAGCUGGAGUCGUCCGCUGAGGGAUCGGCAGAGGCGUUAGUGCCCCAAAGAACUCUUCUGCAGUACCACAACCUCUCUGCCGCGCCAGAGGACAAACCAGUGGCCAUGAAAUCAUCUGAUAUAGAGAUGAAUCACGGGGACUACCCAACAGACUACUUUAGCGUGGAGGAGAGACGUCAGGGCUAUGUGUGUUUUCAUAUGCUUGGCAUGCUGUACAUGUUCAUAGCCUUAGCCUUAGUCUGCGAUGAGUUCUUUGUUCCUGCGCUCACUGUUAUCACAGAGAAGCUGCAGAUAUCUGAUGAUGUAGCAGGAGCCACCUUCAUGGCAGCAGGUGGCUCAGCCCCGGAGCUCUUCACUUCUGUCAUAGGAGUCUUUGUCUCCCACAGUAACGUGGGUAUCGGUACCAUCGUGGGCUCCGCUGUCUUCAACAUCCUGUUUGUGAUAGGGAUGUGCGCCCUGUUCUCCAAAGAGGUGCUGAACCUCACCUGGUGGCCUCUGUUCAGAGAUGUCUCAUUCUAUAUCAUUGGCUUGCUCAUGCUCAUCUAUUUCUUUCUGGAUAACGAAAUCACGUUUGGGGAAAGUCUCGGUCUGCUGUCGUGCUACACCUGCUACGUGACAUUCAUGAAGUUCAAUGCCAAAAUAGAAUAUCUCAUCAAGGCCCUCCUGGGCAGCAACCAGGUGGACGAGCUGGAGACGGCACCAAAGGUCAAUGCACCUGGAGAUGACGAGAACAAGCUGUCGGCCAAACCGAGGCUGCAGAGGGAAGGCAGCUGUGCCUCUCUACACAACUCACUGAUGAGAAACAGCAUCUUCCAGCUCAUGAUACACACCCUCGACCCUCUCAGUGAUGAAGGUAUGGGACAGUUCAAAGAGAAGGCAUCAAUCCUCCACAAAAUGGCCAAGCAGAAGUGUAAAGUAGAAGCUGCCUGUGCCAACGGUGUAGGAGGCCUCUCCCAGACACAACCUCCAAGAAAUGCAAAUUCUGAUAAAAGAAUCCCCAACAGUUCAAAUGUUGCAGUGGAAGUCACACCACCCAUGAACGGUGUUGCAGGAGGAGACGAGGGGGGUGAAGAAAAAGAGGAAGAAGACCAGCCUCUGAGCCUGGCCUGGCCCGACACCAACAGGAAACGGUUCAUCUACCUCAUCAUCCUGCCCAUUGUCUUUCCACUGUGGCUCACACUGCCCGACGUCAGGAGAGAGACCUCAGCGAGGUUCUUCCCUGUCACUUUCCUCGGCUCCAUUAGUUGGAUUGCUUUCUUCUCCUACCUGAUGGUGUGGUGGGCUCACCAGGUUGGAGAAACAUUCUGGAUCACAGAGGAGAUUAUGGGUCUAACAAUAUUAGCAGCUGGCACUUCGAUCCCUGACCUGAUCACCAGUGUGAUUGUAGCACGAAAAGGCCUCGGUGACAUGGCCGUGUCCAGCUCUGUGGGCUCAAACAUCUUUGAUAUCACUGUGGGUCUACCGUUCCCCUGGCUCGUUUACAACAUCCUCAACGACUUCAAGCCAGUAGAGGUGAGCAGCAACGGCUUGUUCUGCGCCAUCGUCCUCCUCUUCCUCAUGCUCCUCUUCGUCAUCAUCUCCAUCGCGGCUUGCAAUUGGAGAAUGAGCAAGUUUCUGGGCCUUUUCAUGUUCGUGCUCUACUUCGUCUUCCUCGUCCUUAGCGUCAUGCUGGAGGACAAAGUCAUCAACUGCCCCGUCACCGUCUGAGAGAGAAAGGGAGCCAGAAAUUAGGCGCGAAUGUGCUUGUGUGUACAGUGGGAUUUACAACAGGAGAGGAAAAUCAUGCUCACACAGACACAAACUGUCUCUUAUCUGUCUCACUUACAUACACAGUAGAAGACUGCAUGCACACACACACACACACACACACACACACACACACACUCAAGUGAAAGGUGAAGAAAACAAACACACACAGGUUGUGGAUGUCAGUUAGGCAGAGACGCUGACUUAAAUCAACACUGGAAAUUCAUACCGGUGCAUCACACCCGUCCAGCAGCUGGCAAACAAGCCUGUGCAUCGUCAAUGGACUUUAUUCCACCCAAUAGGAGAGACUCCUCUCUCUUUGUACCAUGUGACUACAUUCAGUAAUCACUUUGGGUUGAAAACUGAUUGACAAGUUAUGUGGACGCCACCUGGGAUGGAAAAUUUCACCCGAGAUCACCAGAGAUUGUUGUUUUUUUUAACUAAAGGACCACAUGGCAGGAUAGGAAGUACCUCCACUACUCAUGCAAGCAGCCAAGUUAAGCACAUAAACUGAAUAUGGAGGCUCAAAAAGACUUUAUUUUGUUGUUGUU
Molecule: messenger RNA, 2831 nt
Organism: Anarrhichthys ocellatus (wolf-eel)
Lineage: Eukaryota; Metazoa; Chordata; Actinopteri; Perciformes; Anarhichadidae
Gene: slc24a2b
Product: solute carrier family 24 member 2
Exons: 11
Coding region: 325-2241 (638 amino acids)
Biological process (GO): long-term synaptic potentiation; intracellular calcium ion homeostasis; long-term synaptic depression
Cellular component (GO): plasma membrane
Molecular function (GO): calcium channel activity; calcium, potassium:sodium antiporter activity
Source: RefSeq, a predicted model, not a curated record